Messenger RNA from Myiozetetes cayanensis, 1803 nucleotides. RefSeq names its product cytochrome P450 4A4-like. The record is from RefSeq and is a predicted model, not a curated record. Lineage: Eukaryota; Metazoa; Chordata; Aves; Passeriformes; Tyrannidae. The coding region runs from base 106 to 1632 and encodes 508 amino acids. Gene Ontology annotation, molecular function: oxidoreductase activity, acting on paired donors, with incorporation or reduction of molecular oxygen; heme binding; iron ion binding. The transcript has 13 exons.
GAGGGAGAGGGUUUUUACCUACACCGAGCUCCCCGUCAGGUGAAAGUGUGAGAGAAGCAGAAGAGAACAGGCAGCAGAAGGCAGUGUCAGCCAUCCCACACCAGCAUGGUGUCUCUGCUGGACAACAUAGCCAGACCUUCUGCUGUGGUCCUGCAGCUGUCUGUGGUCCUUGGGGUAAUCUUCGUGCUGCUGAAGGUGGCCCAGUUCUACCAGAAGAGGAAGAAACUCAUCAAAGCUCUGGAGGCAUUCCCUGGCCCCCCGAAACACUGGCUCUAUGGCCACAAUCACCUGAUAUAUUCUGAAAAAAUAUUACAUCAACUAGUGUCGUGGGGAGAAGAAUACCCCUAUGCCUUUCCCAGAUGGUUUGGACCAGUCCUGCCUACUCUAGUUGUCCACCAUCCUGAAUAUGCCAAAAGCAUACUUGGCCGAACGGAUCCCAAGUCCAGUGUACCCUACAAAUUCCUGCUUCCCUGGAUUGGGGAGGGGUUGUUGAUUUUGGAUGGAGCCAAAUGGUUCCAGCACCGGAAGAUGCUCACCCCAGCCUUUCAUUACGAUGUGCUGAAAUCUUACGUGACCCUGAUGGCAGACUCGGUCAAAGUGAUGCUGGAUAAAUGGGACAAGAAGAGCACAGAGGAGAAGUCAGUGGAGCUCUUUCAAGAUGUCAGCUUGAUGACACUAGACAGCAUCAUGAAGUGCGCCUUCAGUUUUAAUUCCGACUGUCAGACUGAGAGCAACUCACACUAUUACAUUAAAGCUGUUUUUGACCUGAGCUACCUCAUGAGCCAAAGAUUCCAGACUUUUUCCUUCAAGGAUAUCUUCUACAACCUGACUCGCAAGGGCCAUGAGUUUCAGGAUGCCUGCAAGCUGGCCCAUACCCACACAGAUAAGGUAAUAAAAGAAAGAAAGAUGUUGCUCUCCAAUGAGGAGGAACUUGAUAAGAUCCUGAAGAAGAGGCACCUGGAUUUUCUGGACAUUCUUCUUUGCAGCAAGGAUGCAAAUGGAGUUGGACUGUCUGAUGAGGACCUGCGUGCUGAGGUGGACACGUUCAUGUUUGAGGGUCACGAUACCACAGCCAGUGGGAUCUCCUGGCUCUUCUACUGCAUGUCAUUGCAUCCAGAGUACCAGCAACGCUGCAGGGAGGAGAUCCAGGGGAUCCUGGGAGACCGAGAUACCAUUGAGUGGGAGGACCUUGGGAAGAUGACCUACACCACGAUGUGCAUCAAAGAGAGCUUGCGCCUGUUCCCACCAGUUCCUUUCGUGUCCCGCCAGCUCUCUAAACCCGUCACAUUUCCUGAUGGACGCAGCUUGCCAGCAGGCUGCCAGGUUGCACUGAGCAUAUUUGGCAUUCAUAGGAACCGGGAUGUCUGGGAGAACCCUGAGGUUUAUGAUCCCCUGAGGUUUUCUCCAGAGAACUCAGCACAGAGGCACUCCCAUGCUUUCCUGCCUUUCUCUGCUGGACCCAGGAACUGCAUCGGGCAGCAGUUUGCCAUGAACGAGAUGAAGGUGGCGCUGGCCUUGACCCUGCUCCGCUUCAAGCUCUGCCCAGACCCAUCCAAGCUUCCCAUAAUGAUACCACAGCUCGUCCUCAGGUCCAGCAACGGGAUACACCUGCACUUGAAGAAGAUUCCCUGAUCCCAUGGGGCACCACGGCAGCACUGAACUUCCUUGAGUUGAAGGCGCUCAGGAGCCAGCACAGAGACAUGACACCAGCUCACCUGGAGAAAGCACUCAUCUCACUGGAAACAACUGUGGUCAGCCUUGGCCUCAUCUCCAAAACAAGAAUAAAGCAUUAUGAGGAUGCCC